AUGCCGCGAGGAGGGCGGCCGCGACACGCCCUCACCUUUCCCAUCGCCCUCGUACUCGUCCUUGCCCUCAUCGCCGCCGCUGGCGUGUCAGGAGUGGCGGCGUCUAACGCCACUCUCGCCCCGCCGCCGCCAGGUGCCCCGGUCCCGAUCUGGCUGCCGCCGCUGGCGACCAUAGCAGCCAGCCCGGCCGGAACCGCCGCCUCGGCCGCCGCCUCGCUGUGGCUUUUGCCACCGCUGGCAUCGCCCCCGCCUGAUCGCGCGUCGGCUAUGCCGCGGAUGCUGGCCACUCUUCCGCCGGACGCUUGCUCUGCUGGCUGCGUGGUCCGGCUCGUUGCGACGCUCGCCGCCGCGCCGCCGGACGAGCCGCCCGCAUCGCCCAGGGUCCUCCUCGCUGCGCUCGAUGCUGACGGUACAGCCAUGGCCGCACUGGAGGUUGGCCCGGUUGCCCUGCGCGUCGCCGGCCAGCGUAUCCUGCUGCCGCUUACCCUUCCACUCGCGGAUGCUGCCCCAUUCUCCCUCGAGAUGCACCUCGAAUCGGCCGAGCUGCGAAUCUCAAUCGCCGCCGACGUGGCCAACACUUCAGCGCGCGCCGACGCACAGGCGGCAGUCGCGCUUGCCCCGAUGUUUGUGCCCUCGUCCUUUGCUGUUGGCCCGGCGGUCGGUGAGCUCCUCCCGCACAGUCUCAGCGUGAUUGCGUUCACGGUCUCACCCAUCGGCGGCGCACCGGUCAUUAACCUUGCGCUACAGGCUGCUGAUGUUGGCGCGCCAGACAUGGCUGCCGCCUGUGCCGCCGCCGCCAACGGCCUGCCGCGCCCGGCUUCAGCGUCGCUGACCGACACCGCCGCUGCUGGCGGCUCGAUCGUCGUGGUCGGCGGCGAUGAGCCCGGAGCGCAGCUGUCAACGCGCCACUCCGGCGACGCUUCGCUCGCCCUUCCGCUGCACUUUCCUUCCAACCCUCCCGGCACCCUCGUAUCGGCCACGGUCUCGCCAUCGCCUCCAGGCCCACUGGCUGCGACCACGCCCGACGCCUUGGUCUUCAACUACGGCCUGUCAUCGGUGCCGGCACUCCCGGCCUCGGGCACUUCCUUUCGCCUCAACAUCACCGACGUGCUUCCAGUCGAACUCAUCGUGGCUCCGCUCCCGCUCCCGGUCGCACCGUCGACUGCCAUCGCUCUCGUCCCGCCGCAGCCCGCGGUCUUCACCCUCCCCGUGGCGCACGCGGCACUCGCCAGCGUGGCCGCGUCCGUGUCUGCUAUCCCGGCGCAUGGCACGCUCGAUAUGUGGGACGCGCAAGCUCUGGUGUGGACCUCGAUCACUGCCGCGCCGUAUUCGCUGCCGUCUCCGCACACUCUCCUCCGCUACACGCCCCCGCUGCAUCCGCGUGCCAACGCACUCGCCGCUGCGCCGUUUGUGGGCUACACGCUGGCGCUCGGGACAUACUCUGUUGGAGGCUCAAUUGCGCUCAUCCUCGUCCCGGUCAACACGCCGCCGAGUGCAUCGGCCGCCGGCGGCGCGCUGGCGCUCGAUGGGCGCGACGACGGCAUCGACCUCACGGCACUCAGUCUGCUCGGUCCACCUAUCACGGUCCAGGCGUGGCUUGCCCGCGCGCCCGCAGCGACACCCGCCGUGGUCAUUGCACUCGUCUCGGCGGCAGGCGGAGGCAACGCGUCGGUGGCGCUCCUCGUUGGGCCUGAUGGCUCGUUCUCGGUCACAGUCGCUGGCGCCAGCUACUUGGCAGGCAACGCCUCGCUUCCGAUCGCAGCAGUCGGCGAGUGGACCCACGUCUCACUGGCCGCGACGGUCGACGGGCAGCUCACGGUGACGGUGCAGAGCACCGAUGUGAGCACCAGCCCUAGCGUGGUCGUUGUCCCAGGGCUUGCCCUUUCACCGCCGCUCACCGUCCUCGUCGCUCCGGCUCAAGUCGCACUCCCGGCGGCGUUGGCAAGCCAUAGCGGGGCCUUUGCCGGCACCAUCGACGAGAUCCGAGUGUGGCACGAUGCGUCUCCGGCUCUUGCCGGCUCCAAACUCGUCACACAUCGGCUGGUUGGCAACGAGGCUAAUCUUGCGCUGUACCUUCCGCUGGACGAGCUGCCAAUGGUCGACGCGUCGCCGUUUGGUGCGACACUUCCGAUACUGGCGCCGCACGCUGCGCCCUCCCUCGUUGUCUCGGGCGCGCCGAUAGCCACGCGGGUGGUGACGCUGGAAGACACUACCGUCGAGGUGGCAUUUCCGGGUUUUGACGUCGAUGCGCGCGAGACGGCGUCGACGCUGGCGGUCUUUGUGACAGCGCUUCCGGCCCGCGGUGAGCUGCGGCUACUCGGGUCGGACGCGCCUGUGCGUGCGGCAGGAGCCGGGCUUGGCUGCCCGCUCCCGGCGAGCGGUGCGGCGCUGACGACAGCGCUGGCUGAUCCGGUCCCACCGGCCGCAACCGAUCCAGCAGUGCCCGGUGGAUACACGCCGGCACAGGUGCUUGGCGAGCCGAACGUCUACCCGUUCCACACCCGGUCGCCACUGGCCUGGCGGCCGCGCUUCGACUCGGCGACGACGCCGCUGGUCCUGGCGCUCGACAUCUUGCCGGCACCGGCGAUCGUGACGGCGAUCACCGUGUUCGAGACGCUCAAUCCGGGCUCGCUCUCGGCCGUGUACGCCACAGCCAAUGGGAGCCGGUUCCUGUGGUGGGCUGCGCCGCCGCUCGCCGCGCCGCUUCCGCUCACAGGCCGUGCGGCAGAGACGCGCGUUCCACUACUUCCUCGGCUCGAGCAUGUUGCCCGGCUUGAGCUGGUCUUUGAUCCGCGGCGACUGGCCGCCGAGGCGGGCGGCGAGACCGCUAUCGACGCUGUCGUUGUCUAUGGCGCCGGCGUCGCCACCGAGCUCGCCGACAUCUUUCCGGGCUACUUGCCGAGUGGUACGGCUGUCUUUACGCCCGAUGCCAACACCGCCGAUCCCGACUACGCCACCAUCGGGUACACCGUGUUUGACGCCGAGUGCGGCGUGGCGGCGCCUGCAGAGCUCGCCAUCGCUGUCGACGACUCGAACGACCGCCCUGUGGCGCUGACAGACACCAUUUCCUUCGACGCUGCCGCGCCCGAGGCGCUUGUCCUACUGCGCUUUGCAGACCUAGCAUCCGACGUCGACUCGCCGACACUGACCUUUACCAUCGCCACCGCGCCACCGCGCGGCGUGCUGUACAACACGCCUGACGGUGUGACCCCGACCUCGGUUCUCACCGCCGGCGACAAUGUCCUGCAUCCGGACGGGCUUUGCCUGUACACUCCAGGCUCGCCGCAGAUCGACGGCAUGGCUGCUGGUGCGCCGGCCUACGCCGUGAUCACGUUUACCGUCUUUGACGGCGCGUCGUACUCGCGCCUGCCAGGCGCGCUGACCAUCUCAGCGCUCUGCCCGUCGGGUACUGCGCGUGCCGGCGAGAGCAGCACUGGCGUCACCAUCGGCGACGACGAGCUUGUUGUGUGUGCACCAUGCGUCCGCGGCGCGUACCAGCCGUUCCCUGCGCUGACUGAGUGCCUCCUGUGUGAGCCCGGAAGCACGUCGCUGACCGGAUCGCCGGCUUGUGCGCCGUGCCUGCCCGGAUCUGCGGCGCCGACACCUGGGGCGAGCAACUGCUCGCUGUGCGCGCCUGGCCUGGUGGCUCCGGCCGCCGGGGCAGCGGCGUGUGAGUUGUGUCCGCCAGGCACGUUCGCUCCGGACAUUGGCCGCACCGUGUGCACCCCAUGCUCGGCCGGUAGCUACGCGGCGGGAUCGGCGUCGGCGUCAUGCACGGCGUGCCCGGCUGGAACAACAACGCUUGCCGCAGGCGCUGCCGACAAGGCGGCGUGCAUCUGCGCGCCGGGCUUCUACAACGCAUCAGCUUCGGCGACGUGCGUGGCGUGCCCGACGGGUGGGGUGUGUGCCGGCGGCGAUGCAGCGCCGGUGCCGGCGCCAGGCUACUGGGCAGCGACGCUCGAUGCCGAGGCUUUUCUGCGAUGCGCCACGGUGGCGGCGUGUCCGGGCGGGUCAGCGGCGCGGUGCGCGGUCGGAUACACUGGCGCGCUGUGCGCAUCGUGCGCGGCUGGAUACGCACGGACUGGCGCAGCUUCCGAGACGCCGGCCUGUGUGCGCUGCGACGGCGGGCAGGGCCAGGCACUGCUGGGCAUCGCAGUGAUGGCUGGACUUGCGGUUGCCGGUGUGCUGGCAACGACGUCGAGCGGCGGGCCGGGUGCGCGGCUGGUGCGGCGGCGGACGCUUGUGCGGGCGAUGGCGUGCCUCUCGCUCGGCGUGGCCUUCUUGCAGCAGGUUGGCGUUGUCGGCUCGCUGGCUCUGUCGUGGGGCCCGGGUAUGCGGACGAUGGGUCCUGUGCUGAGUGCAGUGUCGCUGGAUGCGACGCGGCUCCCACUGGGGUGUGCACUCCCGGGUCCGCCGUCACCGUCGGCACACUACGCGCUGCUACUGGCGCUCCCGCUGCUGGUCCCGGCCUGGCUCUGUGUGUUCUACGCGGCGAUGGGUGUGCGGGCGGCAAUUCCCGCGACGGUGGCGGCGAUGCUGCCAGCUGCAGUGACGCGGAUGUGGAAGCCACUGGCGGCGCCGCGGGCGGUGGCCACGCUCCUGGUCUUUGCGGAGAUCGGGUUCAUCGCCAUCACCACCACGCUCUUUCUCCCGUUCCGCUGCUUUUUGCAGACCGACGGCGAACUUGUCCUCGCCUGGGCACCCGACACCCGUUGCUACAGUGGGGCAUGGGCUGCGGCCUUUCUCCCGCUCCUUGUCCCGGCGGUAAUUGUGUACCUGGCGGGCAUUCCGCUGUAUCUGGCGCGGGCGGUGAUGGCGGCGGCGGCGCGGCCGCUGCGCCCGGCGCACAUCGCCGCCCACGCCCCGCUGUUUACCAAGUACCAGCCCCGGACGUACUUUUGGGGGCUUGUGGAGCUGACGGCCAAGGUGGCGAUUACUGCCGCCGCCGCCGCCCUCGCGGCCUCGCCGCUCUCGGCUGCGCUCAUCACGCUCACGGUGGUUGCUGCCCUUGCUGCCACGCGGACGACACUUGCGCCGUUCUUUGAUCCGUCUGUCAACCGGCUAGCGACCGGUCUCGCCGUGGUGCUCUCGGCCUUGCUUGUCCUUGCGCCGCUGCACUACGUGCCCGCAGCCGGCACGCCUGCCCCCGUGGUCGCCGAUCCCGCGCUCGGAACCGCGAUUUCAAACGCGGUCAUCGUCCUUGUUGUCGGCGGGGGGUGGCGGCCGCGGUCUGGGCCGGCGGCAAGCGCGGCUGAAGCCGCCGAUGCGGCGCGGGCGGCCAUUGUGGCAUCGCUUGCAACGCUGGGCACGCCGCGUGUCCUAGAAGCCAUUGCCGGCGACAAGGCUGGUGCGUGGCCCGAACUGGCGCCGGCCGAGCUCGCUGAGCUCCGUCGCGGGCUCGAUGCGUUGUCUGCAGCGUAUCUCGGGCUCCACGGGCCGACGCCGCGGAUUAUGGCCGAGGCCGACACUUCCCUGGUGGCGCUCAUCACGCCGCGCGACGGCGGUGACAACGAUAAUGGCGCCUCGUCGGUCCUCUCCGAGUCGUCAUCGUCUUCGAUCUCGCCAUCGUACUCGUACGUUGAGUACUCGGACGCCACCGUUGAUGCCGAGGCCACCAAGGCUGAGGCGGCCGCGCGGGCGCGGGAGGCGCGGGCUGCUGCAGCCGCAGCACGACAAGACGCGGUCUUUCUCACCGCCGCGCUUGGUCCGUCACGCCCGGGAUCGCCUGCUAUCUCACCGCGGGUGUCGCGCCCGGGCUCGCGCCAGAGGUCCCUACUCGGCUCGCGCCAGGGCUCGCGCUCGAGCUCCCCGGCAUCGGUCCUCACAAGCCGGCCGCGGUCGCGGCCACGCGUUGAGUCGCCGAUAAUGAGCCGCUGGUCACAGUUCCUCGCUACGUCGCCGCAGCCGGAUGCGUCACCUCGUCUAGAUGUCUCGCCGGCCGUGAGCCGGAGAUCCAAGACACCGAUGAGUGCGCGCAGUGUUUCGCUGCCCGGGGCGGCGCUUGAAGCCAUUCCACGCAACCGGUCUUCGCCGUCACUCACCUUCCUGGCACCGAUCCAAGAGCCAGACGCGUACGAGCCGGAUGCGCGCGAGGGCGGUGGGCGGGUGUAAGGAAGAGUGCGUGUCCGUGUGGUUUGUUACUGUUUGGCAAAUGAAGGGACAAACGCG
Messenger RNA from Thecamonas trahens ATCC 50062, 6168 nucleotides. RefSeq lists its product as uncharacterized. The transcript is spliced from 4 exons. The record is from RefSeq and is a predicted model, not a curated record. Lineage: Eukaryota; Apusomonadida; Apusomonadidae. The coding region runs from base 1 to 6111 and encodes 2036 amino acids.